This is a messenger RNA of Penicillium salamii, 3405 nucleotides long. NCBI's taxonomy places the organism in Eukaryota, Fungi, Ascomycota, Eurotiomycetes, Eurotiales, Aspergillaceae. The record is from the annotation of a GenBank genome assembly.
AUGCAUCCGUCGUUGAUGGACAUGACUCUGGACGAUUUACAUCACGGCUUAGAAGGUGACUUCUUUACAUCGACCGAUCUCGUUCAGGCAUAUCUCAAGCGCAUCGAGGAAGUCAACGAUACCGUGAGAGCGAUAACUGAGCUAGAUUCAACAGCCCUGGAUCAAGCAAAGGCUCUUGAUGCUGAGCGAGCGGCUGGUAACAUCAGGGGACCCUUGCAUGGGAUACCUAUCCUCCUGAAGAAUCAAAUUGCGACGCAUAAUAUGAAUAAUACUUCUGGAUCUAUGGCUCUUGUUGGCGCCAAAACUGGUCGAGAUGCCGCGGUGGUCAAGAAGCUGAGGGAUGCCGGUGUUAUUACUUUGGGCAUCGCGAAUCUCACCCAAUGGGGCAACAACAGAAAUCCACCACAUGCCGGUAACGGCUGGAGCGCGGAUGGUGGUCAAUCGGUGGGCAUCUUCUUCAAAAAUCAGGACCCCUGGGGAAGCAGCACUGGCGCUGCCAUAGGCACAGCUCUGGGUCUUGCAUUUGCUAGACUGGGCACCGAGGUAGAAGGCAGCAUCACAUGUGUGGCUGAGAGAAGUAAUUUGAUUGGCCUCAAACCUACUGUCAGCCUUGUAUCAAGAGACCUGGUGAUACUUUCAAGACGACUGGGGUCCAUAGGCCCUAUCACGAGAUGUGUCAAGGAUGCAGCUGCGAUUCUAACUGCCAUCGCUGGGAAGUGUCCUAAUGAUCCUGCAACGGCUGCAAUUCCCUUCGAGACAAUCCCGGAAUACACUAAAUGUUGCACACUCGACGGACUACGAGGGGCCAGAAUUGGGGUUCCCAGAAACGCACUGAAGGGAAAUUCUCCUUGUGCAGAGCUCACUCCCGCUGUGUCACAGGCUUUCGAGGCCCAUGUUGAACUACUUCGGGAACUCGGGGCAACUGUCGUAAGCGACUGCCGUUUUGAAGGGUACGACGAAGCCCUGACCAGCAAGUCUGUCGCGGUUGUGAAAGGCACCGACUUUAAGCUUGAUUUAGCAGGCUAUUUGGAGAAGCUGGAGUACAACCCCAAUAAUAUCAGAAAUCUUGAGGAUGUGAUUCGCUGGACUCAAACCGACCCUCGAGAAGAAUACCCUUCUCGAGGGACUCAGGCCAUGGAAAACGCCUUGGAUGGCCUUGAUAACAGGGAAUGCGAAGAUUUCAAGGCAGCGUUAGAAUACAUGGAAUGGCUGGCCCAUGAAGGUGGAGUACGGGGGGCCCUUCAAAAGGACAACUUGGAUGCUCUCAUCCUACCAACUUGUGUGUCACCGAUUAUCCCAGCUCUUGGUGGAUACCCCAUCAUUACGGUACCUCUGGGAUUUUACCCAAAGGACACCGAAAUCAAAAUGUGCCCCCGUGGAGACAUGAUAGAGCGAGGUCCAAACUUACCUUUCGGACUUAGCUUCAUUGGAGACCUAUUCUCGGAAGACAAACUCAUCAAGUACGCCUAUGCAUUUGAGCAGCAUACUCAAAUUAGAAAACAAGGCAGACCUAUUCUCGCACCGAAAACUGAACUUUCUUGGGUAUCUCAUUCGUCGUCCUAUGUGGCAAAAUGUCUAUACCGUCAACUGGCGAGAGCUUAUCUUAUCCUUAUCUCUUUAUCUUAUCCUUAUCCAUAUCAGGUGACACAAUUCAACCCGGUGUUGAUUAGAAGAGACACUCCUUGCGACAUAACCUCGGCUACACUCGAGGAAAUGCCACCAGAUCGGGGUCGAGCCUCCCGCGCAUGCACCUCAUGUCGCAAACAAAAGACAAGAUGCUACGAACCCGGCAUCCCAGGACGAGCAUGUCUCCGCUGUGAUCGACUACGACAAAGCUGCUCACUCAUGCGAAUCGACAUUUCAGACGAAGAAUCCGUGGCCCCCGCACAAACGGGCACGGAUGUACGUUUGGAACGUCUGGAGAAAAGUGUAGCUACUCUUCUCGAUCGACUGGGCGAAGGGCCCAGCAUUGUUCGAGAAGCUAGUAGAGCUGCUACUGAGCAGGCGAGUCCGGCCUCGUAUAAGGAUACGGAAACCUCCGCUCCAAUGAUGGUCAUCCGUGAUCUGGCAUCGGAUCACGGCAUUAAACCGGCGUCCGAUGCUCGGUCACUGCCGGUCGUUUUGGAUAACCUUAUUUCCCCGGAACUUGGUCUGGAGCUGGUUACAAUUUUUUUGGAAUAUUAUGGAAGAUGGGUGCUCUUCGAUCCGGAGUGUGAGCCAACUGAACUUCUCCGCCAAGUCAAGAAAUCCACUCUGUUAUUUUGCGCCUGCUGUCUGAUCGCCGUGCGGCACACUUCCGAAGAAUUGGCGGCGAAUCUCGCCCCCCAGCUCUGCGAGUAUGCGCGCUCGCUGGUGUCGACCACGCUUUUGGUUGCUCCGCAGCCAAUUGAGUUUUUUCAAGCCACUUUGAUAUUGUCAAUGUGGUCAACUACCGUCGGGCAGGUGCCGUUGAGUAUUGACAGCUGGCUGUUGAGCGGGUUUGCAUUACAGCAUGCACAAUCGAGUCCGUUGUUUACGACGGUUACGACUCAAUCACCUCCUCCAAAUAGAAUUGAUGGGGAGAUGAUGGAUCAUUGUUAUCUGUGGAAUCACCUUUGUCUUGCCCAUAUGCAUUAUUGCGUCGGCACUAGCCGACGGUCUAUGCUACAGCAGUGGCAAAUUGAAAGAUGUCGGGCGAUAAUUGCCUCAGACCAUGCAAUCAACUUUGAAGUACGUAUGGUCGCGGAAAUCCAUUUAUACUGGACGGUCUAUGAGUAUUUGAUUCAUGAAUCGGUCGAUCUGCUCAAAUCAGUUGCUGCUUUGCAGACUUGGCGGAGGAAGUGGGAAUUUGUUCUCGAGCAACCAAGAUCCCAAUUCCUCUCGAUGGGCUUCCAUUUCUCCCAUCUGCUCCUUUACGAGCUGUCCCUGAAGUCGAAGUCUGCUCGAUCCCGGGAAUCCGUUGUCUCUGAAAUGAUUCGACAUUCCACGUCAAUCGUGCAUCUGGCCAUGGAAACAGUCGAUGAACGCACACGCCAUCUCACUGAUCACAUUUACCACAUGAUAACAUUUGCUGCUAUCGUCAUCUGCCGCCUAUUGAAUGGCUACCGUGAGCAGGUAGCCUCGACUCACGACGUGGACCAAUUAGAUUCAUUGAUUCAUGACCUUGUGCAAUGGCUCUACUGUAUCGGCCUACCUUGUCAUGCAGCGCAUACACUGGGAAACAUCAUUUCCAAAGUACACCAAAAAUUGCGACCUCGCGUGGAGGCCACGCCACCAGCUACCCAGCCUGAUGAAACACUCGGCGAAUUCAACAAUUACUACUUCCCCGAGUUUCUGGGACUAGGAAUGUCUUCUGAUGGGAAUUGGGAUCUUCUUUCGAAUAUGGGACUCUUUCCACCAAGUCCGUCCAUUCCGAGGCCUGACUGA